Molecule: messenger RNA, 1503 nt
Organism: Trypanosoma cruzi
Lineage: Eukaryota; Euglenozoa; Kinetoplastea; Trypanosomatida; Trypanosomatidae
Exons: 1
Coding region: 1-1503 (500 amino acids)
Biological process (GO): activation of GTPase activity
Molecular function (GO): GTPase activator activity
Source: RefSeq, a predicted model, not a curated record
AUGGAGGAGCUCCGUAACAUUCAUCACUCGGCGCAAGAGGGCCGUUUGGAAGAGGCAUUGCUUCGACGUGUUUUGGACUUUGCGCGGCAUCGUCCCUUUCAUGCCUUUCACAGUCUUCGCUGGCGGUUGUUGCUGGGACUUCUUCCGGUGAAUGUGGAGGCUGGAAGGCACUUCCAUGAAUGGGAGGAAUGCACCCGCGCUGGAAUACGCGACUGGAAUGAAAUGAACGACAAUUUGCAGCAACGUCUCGUGGCUACCGAUUCUGCUGUGCGACCUGUGGAGAAAAAGGGGCUUGUCAGUAAAGAUGAGUUCUCCUCCUUUUCCUCGUCCUCCUCCUGCCCUGAUGACGGGGAAAGUAGGACGGUGGAGAAUCCACUUCUUCCGGGGGUGGGGAGUUUGUACGCUCUUCGGUAUUGCGUGGAUACGAUACGCGCCACCGCACAGAAAGAUUUGGAUCGACUUCACUGGGAUUUUCCGUUGUUUGAGAAGUCCACGACAAGAAAAGCCCUGAUGGAUCUUAUUGUCAAUUACUGCCUUCGGCAUGACUAUGAGUACAAGCAGGGCAUGCAUGAGAUCGCAGCAUUUAUUUUUUACCUGAAUCACACCGACAGCGCCCUUUUGGAGGAAAUUUCAAAGAGCCCUGAGGAGGCGGAUAAGGCGCUGAUUGAUGGAUUUGGCCGCAUAUGUCCCAUAAACGGUGUGAUGGCGAUGACAUUUUCACUGUUUGAGAACGUUAUGGGUGGGUCUGGGCUGCGUUUGUACGAAUGGUACCACAGCAGUGAGGAGUAUGCACGAGACGGCAUUGCCACGGCGUCCCACAGGACACAGAGGGAAUUACUGGCAGAAUUUGACCCCGUGUUGCACCAUCAGAUGAAUGUGGUGUAUGAGAUUGAAGGCACGUCGUAUCUAAUACGUUGGUUACGUCUUCUUUACCUUCGGGAGUUUUCCAUUCCCCAAUGUGCGGACUUGUGGGAUGUAUUUUUAUCGGAACGCUUUCUUGCAAGACACGAUGAUUAUAGUCUGAACAACAGUAUCGUAACGAUGCUUGCAGCAUCCAUGUUGUUCUAUGUGAAGCAAGAUCUCAUGGUGGGGUGUAUCGACGCCCUGAAGCGUCUGAUGAAGUAUCCACCAGUGGAGGAUGUGGGCACGUUGGUGGAAAUGACAAUCAUGCAACAAGACCCGAAAAAGAAUGGGAUUGGCCGUUAUUUUACUCCUCCAGAACGUCAUGAGUUAUUUGGAUCAAAAACACCUCCGCCGAUGGAGGAGACAUCGGCACUCGCCACAUCGUCCGCCCUACUUUCCCCAAUCGAGGUCAUGAAUCAACAAGGCACCAUCUUGGCGUCCAUUAUUGCACGACUGGAGUUGCUGUGGAUGCCGUCAUCCGACGCGAUGUCCAACGACGCCGGGCACGCGGCCGAGACCCACGCUCGCACCAUCGAGGAACUUAAAAAGGUGCGUGAUGUUCUUUUGUUUUCCAAUGGGAGCAAAACACACUACGCUUAG